This is a messenger RNA of Aspergillus costaricaensis CBS 115574, 3459 nucleotides long. RefSeq lists its product as uncharacterized. Gene Ontology annotation, molecular function: ATP hydrolysis activity. The record is from RefSeq and is a predicted model, not a curated record. Bases 12 to 3386 code for a protein of 1124 amino acids. The transcript is spliced from 9 exons. Lineage: Eukaryota; Fungi; Ascomycota; Eurotiomycetes; Eurotiales; Aspergillaceae.
CCAGAAUCAUAAUGGCUCACGACAUUAUUGAUCCGAGGGGUAUUUGGAGGCGCGCAUAUGAGCUUCUGAAGCAGGAAAAUGAAGCUUUGGUGAAUGAGUACGAGGAAAAGAUCCUGUUAGCCAAGGACCAGCUCAAGUUGAACGGAAAGAACAAAGUCUCACCUGGAAUCAACCCCGAUGAACUGCAUGGAAUGUUGAGCCUCACAAAUGAGAUGAUCAGACAAGAGGAACACAAGCAAGCAUGGAAUCAGAGUGUUAUGACAGGGGUUCAAAUUGUCACAUCAAUGAAAGAUAUUGUUGCCCAGGCAAUAAAAAACUCUCCGGAGGCGUCGUUGGCAUGGGCGGGGUUGUGCCUCAUUCUGCCGGGACUAUCCAAAGUGAUUCGUCGAAUUUCGUAUUAUCCUUCUUAUGCCGUCUGGUUGAUGAGUCACCGCUGCCCUGGUUCCGACGAAGCGUGGAAUGUUCUUGAGGACACUGAACGAUUCCUCUCAGCAGCAACUAAAACUGAACAAUUCUAUGCAGCACUAUCUCAGAGAGAUCAGAGAUGCUCUUACACUAACACUCCCAGGCCCAGGCUUGCCCUUCGUCCGAGACAAGGAGGGUUUUGUAAGCCGGGAGCGUUAUGUGGUCUUGGUGGGGCGGGCAAGAGUCGGAUUGCUCUGGAGUAUAUCUACCAGAUGCAUGAGCAGGAUCCGGACUUGUGCAGCUUUUGGGUGUAUGCGGCAAGUAAAUCAAGUCUCCAGAGUUCGUACGAGACCAUUCGUCGUGAAAUACCACCUGAAUAUAUCCGUACCUUGCAAUCCAAUUUCCGCACAGGAGCGGAAGGCAAUGUGGACACCGAGAGUGAGACUAUUUCACUCGUCACCCAAUGGCUACGGUCGGAUCAUAUUUCCCGAUGGCUCCUAGUUGUCGAUAAUGCCGACGAUCUCACUUUCGUCGAUGCAACGCACCCGGAAGAGUCUCAUCUCAUGAAUUUGAUCCCAAGCGCGAGUAACGGAAAAGUGCUAAUUACCUCUCGCAAUGGAAGAGUUGCCGAGGAGCUCGUUGGGUUCGCAAAUCGCGUUGUGAAAGUUGACCGGAUGACGAUGACUGAAGCCAUGGGCUUAUUCCGCAGCAUGUUACCGGACGACCCAUCUUCGAAAGCCGAUAUCGAGGAAUUGGCGGAAGUACUCAUGUGUCUUCCACUGGCAAUCAAACAAGCAUGCGCGUAUAUUAGGGCAACGUAUACGACUGUAAGCGAGUACUUACUCCUGUUUAUGGCUAAUGAAAUGAACCAAAAGAUCCUCCUGGAGGAAAACUUCGGGGAUAAUACUAGGCGAACUGAUGUGCCAAAUGCGGUCAUUUUCACCUGGCAAAUGUCGUUCGAAAAGAUAAAACAGCAGGUACCGGUUACUGAUGCCAGUGAAAUCUUGGCAUUCAUGGCCAUGGUCAGUCGAGAGGAAAUUCCAAUGUCUAUCCUGACCUGUAGGUGGAGAAAAGGAGGGAUUGCAUUGCAAAGGGACAUUGGAACGUUGCUGAGUUACUCCCUUAUUACCUCGACCUCUCAGAGAAACAACCAUUUCAGCAUACACCGCUUGGUUCAGCUUACUGUCCGCGCCUGGCUCGAAAAAAGAGGCGAGCUGGAAUAUUUCCAAGCUGCAGCUUUGGAAGUUAUCCAUGGCUUAUUCCGGGAAGCAUUCUCCCAAGAAGAUUGGCCACAAUGCCGCUUGCUAUAUCGACAUGCUCAAACCGUCUGCCAUUAUGAGUAUGGGGAGAAAAGGUACCAGGAAAUGAAGAAAGAAUUGUUCGAGGACAUAUACUACUACAGCCACCCUGGUCCAGCUCAAAUGGACCCUUUCCAAGAUUUAGAAGGGAGAGUACCCCCAGAGCUCUCGAGUUCCCAGUCAUCCAUCAUCGAGUCCCAUGAAUUUCAUCAAUGGAUGCGCGGCGAGGAGAGGGGCUUACUGAUUUUGGGACCCCCUGGGGGAGGCAAAACAAGCGUGUGCAUUUCCCUCAUUGGCGGUUACUUCCCACAGAAUACUAAUUCCCAGGUUCUGCAUUUCCUUUUCACACAUGAGAUGAGGGAAGAUAACAACGUAGCCACUUCGGUGCUGCUUGAGCUUCUGGGCCAACUAUGUCGAGCAUACGCCGAAGGAAGUAGGAUCCCUGACUAUGUCCGAGAUAUAUCACGGCGUAAAGACAGCCUUCCAGAGAUCCUUAAUAUUGACGAACUCGUCUCGGUCUUGGCUUCUGUUGCCGACGAUCUGAAAAGGGAGACAAUUGUGGUUUUAGACGGGAUUGACGAGAUCUAUCCCACGGAUGACUUCGAUGAUGUUGUCAGGUUAAUCAAUUGCUUGCUUGAUCAUCAACGGUUCCGUGUUCUCGCCAGUUCAAGGAAAGCACCCUUUAUAACGGAAGAGCAAAUUCUUCAACGAAUGCGAACUGUCGAACUACCGGGAGAGACAGAUGAUUAUGUGCGAAUUUUCAUUAUGGAAAAACUCUUCUCUUUCACUGUGAGCAACUCUCCUCUGAUAAGCCAGGAACAAAUGGCUGUGCUAUUAGAUCUUCUUGAUAAAAGAUGGAAUAACUUCCCUACUGUAUUUGGGUGGACCACAGUCAUCCCACAUAUGAUCCAGCAAUUAGGAUUCCAUCAGAUAAUCAACAUCAUUGAAAGUACCCCCGAUGGCUCGAUAUUGUCGCUGUAUGACGCUGUUUUUGCGUCAAUGCCGAAUGGCCAGCGAAUGUACGUUGAGCGAAUAUUCUGUUGGCUGACAUAUUCCCUUCGCCCGAUAACCUCUGGUGAGCUGCUGGAAGCCAUCAACUCGGACCUCAAUACCAAUUUCGAUGAAUCGGACCUGAUGGCCAUGUGUCACCCACUCGCAACUCUUACCGUUGUUGGCGAGGAACGGGUGGUAAGCUUCACCCAUAUAUCCGUCAAAAGGCAUGUCCUGAAAGCGCACGCUUCGCUUCCCACAGGUGAUGCUGAUGCGCACUGGAUAAUUCUAUCGUGUUGCCUUCGAUAUCUCCUUCUACAUGGGCCAAAAGUGGGGAAACACGAAAUAGUAAGCGAGCGGCGGUUUGAGCUCCUCUUUUACGCCGCCAAAUACUGGCCGAAGCAUUGGCAAGCAUGUAUAUCGCCCUCUGUAACUGCAAAGGAAACGGACAUGCCUGAGGAAGUCCGGGGAUGUAUGCGGCAACUAUUCGAUCCGACCUCAACUCAGGCGUUUCUUGGUUGGCUUCGUCUCUUCGAUCCGUUGAACCCAGACAGGGGCUACCAGUUGAAGAGGCCAUUGGAGGACUUUCCACCCCAAGCCACCUACAUCGCAGAGUUAAGUCUGCCUGUAGAGAUACUAGUUUCGAUUCCCCACAAAACAGUGGCGACAGCCCAGCCAGUCGUGCCCACUUAGCGACGUAAGGGGUGGAAGGAGAAAGCGAGGGCCUUUUGGGCUAGGAGGCAUUACCUUACUGAUUUGAGCUAGC